GGAUGGGAAUCGCUGGCUUCGGAGUUAUCGCCCGACUCCUUCCGCCAUCAGCAUCAUCUGCAACCAAAUGGCUUACCCCUAACCCCUUAUUUAUUUCCUCCAUCUCUCUUCCUCUACUCAGUUUGAGCUCUGUAGAAGCCGCCGGGAUCCCUGCUUCUUAGCACCCGCAAGCCACUCUAACCCCGAGAUCCCCGACCCCCAUCUCUUCUUUUCCCGGAUCGAGCAUCAGAAGCUGGAUCGCGGUGCUCCUGGAGUGAAGCACUUGGGAUUUGGUUUGUUUUCAACAUAAAAAUAUCAAAGGAGUUGCAUUUCUCGCAGAGAAAUAGGAUUUUGAGAUGAACUCUCUCUUCCUCUCACCAGCAGCCAAUGUAUGUGGGGAGAGUAGCAGUUAUGUAUCUGGAUCACAUAUUUAUACAUGGAAUGGUCUCCUUGGUGCUGAACAACGGAGGGUCUUGUCCAGUGGAGUUAGCAGAGUUUGGCUGAAGCAUUUUGGACAAUCUACACGUAGAAAUGGGCAUAGGUUUUGUGUUGUUGCAAGAAUUAAAAAAGGACAAAAGAAUGAAUAUCCCUGGCCAGAAGAUAUUGAUCCAAAUUUAAAAAGUGGCCACUUGAGCUAUUUGUCUCGAUUCAAGCCUCUCAUGGAAAAACCAAAGCCGGUUACUCUUGAAUUUGAGAAGCCAUUGGUUGAACUACAAAAGAAGAUUAUUGAUGUGCGUAAAAUGGCUGAUGAGACUGGUCUGGACUUCACUGAUCAAAUUAAUCUACUGGAAAGCAAAUACCAGCAGGCCCUGAAAGACUUGUACACACAUUUGACUCCUAUUCAAAGAUUGAGUAUUGCUCGGCAUCCCAACAGGCCAACAUUUCUUGACCAUGUGUUGAACAUUACUGACAAGUGGGUCGAGCUUCAUGGAGACCGUGCAGGUUAUGAUGACCCUGCCAUUGUAACAGGUCUUGGAACCAUAGAUGGGAACACGUAUGCAUUUAUUGGUCAUCAGAAAGGCAGGAACACUAAAGAAAAUAUACACCGCAAUUUUGGAAUGCCUACUCCACACGGUUACCGUAAGGCCUUGCGUAUGAUGAGGUAUGCAGACCACCAUAGAUUUCCCAUCAUCACAUUUAUUGACACACCUGGGGCAUUUGCUGAUCUUAAAUCUGAAGAACUUGGCCAGGGGGAGGCAAUAGCCGUUAACUUAAGGACUAUGUUUGACCUGAAGGUUCCAAUUGUCACUAUUGUUAUUGGUGAAGGUGGAUCUGGUGGAGCUCUUGCUAUUGGCUGUGCAAACAAAAUGUACAUGUUGGAAAAUUCAGUCUUCUAUGUUGCCAGUCCAGAAGCAUGUGCUGCAAUUUUGUGGAAGUCUUCUCAAGAAGCUCCUGAGGCAGCUGAGCAACUGAAGAUCACAUCCACCGAACUUUGUAAAUUAAAAAUUGCAGAUGGGAUCAUUCCAGAACCUCUUGGUGGUGCGCAUACUGAUCCAACAUGGACAUCCCAGCAGAUAAAGGUUAAACUCGUGAAGGCCAUGCAGGAGCUUGCUGCAAUGGACAAAGAAACUCUACUUAGUCAUCGCCAUAUGAAGUUCAGGCAAAUAGGGGGAUAUCUAGAAGGCAAACCUCUUCCACCAACUAAGAAUUUUAACAUGAAAAAGAAGGAAGUCAACCUUUCCAAAGUCAAAGCUGACAUAGUGAUGGAAAUUGAAAACCUAAAGAAAUCAGUAGUGGAAGCUAAAGGCAAAUAUCCUAUGCCAACCAUCUCUGACAAAAUAGAAAAACUUAGGAAAGAAAUUGACAAGGAAAUGACAAAGGCCUUCAUUUCAAUGGGAUUACAAAGAAGGGUCAAAGCUCUUAAGAUGGAGUUAUCCAAAUCUCCGAGCACGCCUGAUGGAACACUUAGUCCAACCUUGCAGGAAAAAGCAGAUAGACUGGUGAACAAAUUUAAGCACAAUCUAUCUCGUCGUGGAUCUUACAUGGGCCUAAAGAAGAAACUUGUACUGCUUUUUAAGAUUAACAGGCUGCAGGACUUGAAAGCUAGAGGAGAGAAGCUUAAGGAACAGAUUAAUGAAAAACUCGAUGAGAAACUCAAAGAGAAGGUCAAAGGCAAGAUGGAGGUACUGAGAAAGGCGCGUGAUAAGGUGGCAAAGGGGGAACAAUUAGAUGAUGAUCAGAUCAAGGAGGUGGAAAGUGCCAAGGAAGAGUUAGCGGAAAUGCUAAAAUCUGUGAAUCUUGAAGUGGUGGGAUCGGUUAAGAAGAUAGGACCAACAUCUCCACCUGGGUUAGGUGAGAAAUUAGCAAAGGCAGAUGAGGUGAUAAAUAAGGAAAUAGAGAAGGCAGUAGAUAUGGCUGGCAUUAGGGGGAAAAUAGAAGAGUUGAAGAAGCAGAUAGCCAGUGGUCCCAGUGAUGAAAAAGUGGAGGAAUUGGAGAGAGAGAUAAGGGAGCAAAUUGCUGCUGUAAUGGAUCUUACUGGCCUGAAGAAGAAGGUAGAAAGUGUCGUCGGUUUACCUGCGCAAGAAACAGUUGAUGCCGAAGGCAGUCCUGUUGACUUAACUGUUCAAGAGACGGUGAGUGCCGGAAACAGCCCUGAAUGAGGUAUCAGUUUUCUUUUUUUUUUUAAUCGGACAUCACAGCAUAUAGACAGUGCUUUAAGGAACUUGUCUAUUUAAUUUCACUGCCCUCUUGGUCAUUAAUUCCCUUUUAUGGUUGUGGAUAUCUCCAUCGAUACAUGGAGUUAUGUUGAGUUUCUCUAUCUUCAUUUAUGAUGUUAGUAACUGCAAUAAACACAAAUUUGUUGUUGUUUUGCUAUUUAAUCUUGGAUUUACAUGGGAAACUUCUAUAAUUCAUUUUACCUA
Molecule: messenger RNA, 2840 nt
Organism: Musa acuminata subsp. malaccensis (wild Malaysian banana)
Lineage: Eukaryota; Viridiplantae; Streptophyta; Magnoliopsida; Zingiberales; Musaceae
Product: acetyl-coenzyme A carboxylase carboxyl transferase subunit alpha, chloroplastic
Biological process (GO): fatty acid biosynthetic process
Cellular component (GO): acetyl-CoA carboxylase complex
Molecular function (GO): carboxyl- or carbamoyltransferase activity; acetyl-CoA carboxylase activity
Source: RefSeq, a predicted model, not a curated record